UAACACUAUUAGGUAGCCAAUAGAUAACUCAUGGCUCUAAAGCAGCUUCUGUUCGCUGACGAUGCGUUCAACCGCCUACCAUCCCUUAUUCACCUGAUCCAAAGUGAAGUCUUACCAGAGAACGAACUGACUGAAAUAUUCGCUCAUGUCUCCAAUCUUAUAUACGGGAAUUUGCAGCAAAAGAAAAUGGGACUAGCAAUCUUAAAGUGCUGCCUCCUCUACUUGCACCAAAAUAACAGGAUAAGUAAUAACAUUGACUACCUGUUAAAAUGGUGGAAAGGAGUGGUGAACUGCAUGAAGUCUCGCUACACUGCCGAUACUACAUACCGUCUAGCGUGCGUUAACGCUACUAUCUUAUCUCAGAUCUGUGGUAACUACGUGGACUUGCUGAUGGAAGGUAGAGCUAACGUGCCUAUGUUAGUUGCAGCGUGCACUGCGCACGUGUGUGCUGAGAGUUUUGAGUUGUUGCACGUGCUGACGCGCAUGUUCCCCUCUCACAUAGGUAAACAUUACGAGGCUGUCAAGUCGUUCUGUUUAUCGCACGUGCAGGAUGAUCAUAGUGAGAAGUGUGCGGAGAUAUUAGCCCAGUUGACUUGUGUGGGUCCAGCUGGGAAACAGUCUGUUAACUACACCAACUCCUGGAACAAAGCUACUGUAACUUGUUUAGACAGCGUCAACAACAUGCUCUUCAGAGUUGUAGGACAGGAAGUUAAACCGGUAGCUAACACAUUAGUGCUACCUACCUGGCAGUUUACAGGAACUUUAGACGAUGUUAACAGAGCCAACAAGGAGGUCACAUUCCUUACUAAAUACCUCAGUCAUCUCCUCAACAUGACAGUUGAAGUGUCCACAGUCUUCCCUCUUAAAUCUCUGAGGAGUAUGAUAGAAUAUGUUUCAACUGCUUAUAACGAGUCUGCAGUGUACUCAGGAACAACUGAUAACUUCUCCAGGAGAUUGGUUAUUAACCAUGCUGUGAAGGAGGUGCUGUCAGCGGUCAUCUUGAUAGUUCCUGUGUUGAAUACCUCUGUGUUCUUGGUGCAACAAGAUGUUGAGAAUCUGAUCUACAACCUGUUAAAACGCUCGUGUCACGUGACCACUGCUUUGGAGCUGUUGUCUGUUAUGAUAGAUGUUGGGUGUACGCUCACUUCCCUCCCUUUUGUUGUUUUAAUCGACCUCCUGUCUCUCAACAGUCUCCAAAUAAAGGGACCUGUUACCAAGAAACAGAAAACAGAGCAGUUCAACACCUUCACAUUCGAGACAUCUACACUUGGGUCGCACAAAGAGGGUGAUAUGGUCUGUGUCCUGAAACUUCUGUGUCAAGUUCUGAGGAGUUGUGGAACUAGGUUACCCCAGCUAAAGUUUAAUGUUCUGAGAGAGAAAUGUCAGGAUAUCCUGACUCACAAAGAGAGUUUCUCCAGCAGAGUUCUUCAACAUACAUACCAGGUGCUCAACACAUUGUCAUCUCAAUCCUUUGAGUUCUCCUCCGUUCUCACUCUUUCUUCAAGUGCUCACGAGUCUUCUCUUCACACGUUCUUCUGUAACGAGACCAGCUCGGUUGAACCUCAUCUCCACCCUGAGAGACAUUCCUUCAGACAUUCAGUGGGAACUGUGGGUGUGGUGGAGGAAACUGAGAAACAAAGUGUAGAUAACAGUGGGGGGAGCAUGUGGGAGAAUGAGGACGAGGUGUUGUUCAGUAACAUGCCACACAGUAAUGGGGUGAAUUGUACUGAUGUUACUAUGGAGCAGGGCGAGGAGGAGGAGCUGGGGGACCAUGUUUCAGGUGCUGAAUCUGGGGAAGAAACUGGUGAUAAUUUAGUUUCGUUUGAAUCGCACUCAGAUAAAAGAACAUCUGAUAAAUCAGAUUCAGAGAGACUCAAAGAGGCAAUUAAAUCAAAACAUGACAGUAUUAUAAAUCUUAAAGAGAAUAUGAAGCCUGCUCAGGAAGAGGAAAUUAUCAAGUCUGCUGAGAAAGAGGACCAAUCGGAGGCUUUAUUUGACAUUUUAUCUUCUUUUGUUGACGAGCCUGCCAGUGAGGAUGAAAUGUGUGCUUCCACUAACACAUCUAUUUCUCUUAGGUUGAAAAUGGCGAUGGCAGGAAUGAGCGCAGCUGAAAAGUCGUUUCAGCUGCAACUUCAGAUGAAAAGGAACACUGAAGAAAUGUCCGGCUUUCUUAAAGAUAUGAGCGAUUGGACAAGGGACAUGAACCACAAGGAUGACCACUUAAAAGCGGCAAGUAAACCCGAAUCUGCACUGCCCCCUGUCAGAGCACAGCCCAAACCAAGGAAGAAGAAGAAAAAAGAAGUCCAAAUACAGGAGACCAGCAGCACUGAGAAAUGCGAACUGGAAACUGGGACUGAUAAGAAGGGAGGAAAGAUAAGAGGGUACGAUUACAGAGCCUGGGACAAGUUUGAUGUGGACGCAGCGAUAAAGGAGAUAGAUGGAGAUGCUAGCAAGAUGAUUAUAGCGGAGGAGGUAAAGGUGGAGGAGGAGGAUGAGGGAAGCACUGAUGAAGAGGAGAUGUCGAGAUUAGAGGAGGAGAAGAGACAACAGUUAGCUGUUUAUCACAAAGAAAAAGGUAACGAGUUCUUCAAACAGGGAAAGUGGGAGGAAGCGGUUGAGUGUUACACUAAAGGUUUACAGCAGGAUGCUCUUAACGCAGUUCUGUUUGCUAACAGAGCCAUGGCCCUUCUCAAACUACAGAAAUACGCUGCUGCUAUUGCAGACUGUGACUGCUCGAUUGAACUGGAUGACACAUACACCAAAGCUUAUCUGAGGAGAGCCACUGCUCACCUGAAGCUAGAACACAAGAAAGAAGCUCUAGCAGAUUUUAACAAAGUUCUAGAGUUUGAGCCGGAGAACAAGCUAGCCCUGACCACCGUUAAGAAGCUUGAAGUAGAGCUGGAGCCAGUUGAAGAGUACACCCCCAGAAAGCCAGGUGAUAUAACAAACAUGAAACGCACACUGCCUCCCUCGGAUAAGCCCAUGGUACGUAUCCAGAUUAUUGAUAUUAGCUCGGACGAUUUCGACACUAAACCAUCCAGAGGAAAAAAAGGUAUUGAAGAGUUAAGCUCUAAAUCAGAUAACGAAGCUACAGACUCCAAAACAGAGCAGAUAUCUACUUAUGCGAGAAAGAGGAAAGAUGUUGUUAGUACAGUUGAGUUUGAGACCCUCCCUACCCGCAUUCCGAUGAAUUACCUCCACUUCCAGACUGAUACCAGGAAGCUAAGAAAGCACCCUAUUCAACUGUACGAAUACAUCAAGCAAAUAGACCCGGACAUUUACCCCAAACUCUUCCAAGACAGCCUGGAGGCAGACACAUUGUUCAUGAUGCUGGACACCUUCAACAUCUUCUACAUUCCCAACAGACUGCCUGUGUACAGCGAGCUGUACUAUCUCACUAAGGUUAAGAGGUUUGACAUGGCCGUCAUGUUCAAGACAGAACGCCAACAGCUCACUAUCGGUCAACUCGUCCAGUAUGCAGCUGAAACUGUGGACGAUAAGCUCGGGAUUAUCGGACUGAUAAAGGCUUACAGUAUUCUUGAUUUGAGCAAAUACAAGUUGAACAACGUCCAAGAGGAGGUCGAUAUUUAACAAAUGGGUUCAGUUUUUGUAAAUAUUUUCUUGUACAUAAUAACUUGUCAUGUGUUGCUUUUUAUCAGUUGAAAAGUUUGAACCUCGAAGUUUUUA
Molecule: messenger RNA, 3687 nt
Organism: Bolinopsis microptera
Lineage: Eukaryota; Metazoa; Ctenophora; Tentaculata; Lobata; Bolinopsidae
Exons: 2
Coding region: 31-3591 (1186 amino acids)
Cellular component (GO): protein folding chaperone complex
Molecular function (GO): protein binding
Source: RefSeq, a predicted model, not a curated record